Molecule: messenger RNA, 1133 nt
Organism: Rhododendron vialii
Lineage: Eukaryota; Viridiplantae; Streptophyta; Magnoliopsida; Ericales; Ericaceae
Product: transcription factor RAX2
Exons: 3
Coding region: 178-1035 (285 amino acids)
Source: RefSeq, a predicted model, not a curated record
AUUGACUUUUGUAUCUCACAAUAAUUAUAUACGGAGUACUACUUUCCAGUCCAAAAACCCACGUCUUGAAAAGAAACAAAUCCCCCAUCCAUCACAAGCAUUAACCCCAUUUUUGGAAGAACCUAGUAACCACAUUCACACAGAGAGACAGGGAGAGAGAGAGAGAGAGUGAGAGAGAUGGGAAGAGCUCCAUGUUGUGACAAGGCAAAUGUGAAGAAAGGGCCAUGGUCCCCUGAAGAAGAUGCAACGCUAAAAGAGUACAUAGAUAGGCAUGGGACUGGAGGGAAUUGGAUUUCUCUCCCUCAAAAAGCAGGCCUUAAAAGAUGUGGAAAGAGCUGCAGAUUGAGAUGGCUUAACUAUCUUAGGCCAAAUAUCAAACAUGGAGAGUUCUCUGAUGAUGAAGACAAGUUAAUCUGCAGCCUCUUCUCUAGUAUUGGAAGCAGGUGGUCAAUAAUAGCAGCUCAACUACCGGGCAGGACAGACAACGAUAUCAAGAACUAUUGGAACACUAAGCUCAAGAAGAAACUCAUGGGAAAAUUAGACGUCCCUCAUCAUCCCUCUCAAAACCAGAGAAAACAUCACCAAUCCCCAAAUUACCCUUCAUUUUUCCCAUUGUUUCCACCACAAUCCCCCACCCAAACUGGCUAUUUCACAGGCUAUGAGAGUCCCAUUUCAAUCCCACCAAAUUUUUUGAACUCCAGCACUGGUUUUUCCACUAAUGCCACUCCCACUGCACUUGUGCAAGCCCAAGAGAGCUAUGUGGGCCCCCUGUUUGGAGGAGGUGAAGCUAGUUCCAGCUCUGAUGGGAGUUGCAGUAACCAGGUGAUCAGAGGGAGGGAACACGAUGACUAUGGUGUACCUAGUGGUAAUGAGAAUUUGGGAUUGCAGAGUUUUUUCUUUGAUGGGUAUUCCGAUCAGAAGCCAAGUGUGUUGGGAUAUGGUGAGAGUGAUCCAGUGGAUUACAGUAGUCUUGAGGAGAUUAAGGAGCUGAUUAGCACUAGUAACGUCUGUAGCAAUCUCAACUUCUUUUGUUGAUGAAAACGACAAGAGGGAAAAAGUCCUUGUACUUGUGAUGAUGCUGCUGACUGUGUGAUCUUGAGUACAAAAUAUCAGAAAAGAUUUGAAGGGUCUCA